Molecule: messenger RNA, 2250 nt
Organism: Laccaria bicolor S238N-H82
Lineage: Eukaryota; Fungi; Basidiomycota; Agaricomycetes; Agaricales; Hydnangiaceae
Exons: 16
Coding region: 1-2250 (749 amino acids)
Biological process (GO): regulation of DNA-templated transcription; DNA-templated transcription
Cellular component (GO): nucleus
Molecular function (GO): transcription cis-regulatory region binding; DNA-binding transcription factor activity, RNA polymerase II-specific; zinc ion binding
Source: RefSeq, a predicted model, not a curated record
AUGUCGCAAAGCCCUUCCGCCUCAGUAUCUAAUGGCUCUGACAAUGCAUCAAAAAGACGGAGAACCGGUGACGGUCAUUCCAUGGGCCAGUUUAUGUCAACAGCGGAUGGCUCACACCAUAAUCAACAUCAACCAAGUCCCCAUAUCCCAAAGAGAGGCGCACGGGCUUGUACCGCCUGUAGGAAGGGGAAAAACAGAUGCGAAGGAGAGGCUCCUUGCCGCCGCUGUCAGGCAAGUGGAACGCCUUGUGUCUUUGAAAAACCAGAGAAGAAGAAUGUCCAAGCGAGCGCUGGACCCAGCGUUGAACGACUGUCUCGCCUUGAGGGCCAGUAUCUGGUUAUGCAAAGCCAGAUGAUUGGCAUGCAAUCAUCGUUGGAUAGGAUUUUGUUGGCGGUGCAGCCACAGCAUCCCCCGCCAAUGCAACCACCCCCAGGGAUGUAUACGUCUCACAUGGAUGUCCACCGUGAUAUGUCUGGUCUACAGCAGCCCCAACAUAAUGGGUUUGACAUGAUGCCGGGUUCUGACCGCUCCCGCUCCUUCCCACCGCUUCCGGGGUUUGCACCUCCACCCCAUAAAUAUGCGUCAUAUGGAAUCAUUCCGAGCACAGCUCCCUCUUCGGAUGACGAGUCCGAAGACACGCUCCCUCGUUCAACUUUGAACGCUCCCAUAGAAGCUUUGCAGGGGUUGGCAAAUGCUGCUGCCGAAGCUGCCGCUGCCCCAUCCGUUUCCCCAAGAGUGAAGAAGCGUAAAAGGGCUGAACCCAUUCCAAGGAAUGCCUUUCCCCAUGUAGUGGAAAAAGGCCUGGUCACCGACUCGGAGGCACGCGAGCUUUACAAUAUCUUUUUCGCAGGAUGUCACUUGUUCAUUCCCUUGUUCGACCCGUUGUAUGACACAUAUGAAAGCUUAAUGGAGAGGACCCCCUGGACGUUCGAUGCUAUCUUGGCUGUGGCUUCUAAAAUUCGCAGCGGCAACGGACCUCUUAGUUCAACGUUUUACAAAUGUCUGGAAGAAGCACAAGGUAUUGCACGCUCCUCGCUUUUCGGGCCCGUAGUAAGAAAGGAGGCUAUUCAAGGAAUGUUGUUGCUGGCUGCCUGGAGUACAAAUGGUUGGCUUCCCAGUGGCCACGCCAUGCGUAUGGCUUUGGACCUCGGCCUUCAUCGAGCCUUGGAGAAGCUGGCUGACGUCGUUGGCAAACAGCGGACCGAGGAAGAAGAGAGAAAUCUAGUUGUGUCCGCUCGCAUUUGGCUUUGUCUUUACUGGUUUGACCAUCAAAUGAGUCUGGGAACAGGCCGCCCAAUCGUGUUACGGGAUGAGAGUACAAUUCGUCACUGCCGGUUGUUGUUAAGCCACCCCAUGUCAUCGCCGACCGACGUCAGGCUCGUCGCCUUGGUUGAGCUUAUUGCUCAAAAGACUCAAAUCUACGAUACCUUGGCUUCCUUAAACGAUCAGGUCAAUCACAAUACAUUGGCUUUCAUCCGCCGUGCAAACGUAGCACUGGACAAAUGGUGGUCGGACUGCGAUGAACUUCACUGUCGGACCAUGGACCAGGAUUCAUUACUCCGAAAAAUCCUGGCUGGGGAAUUGCAUUAUGCAAAACUGUGGCUUGUUUGUGUCGCUUUACGCGGCGUGGCUUGGGAUAAAAUGCCUUUCGAACAACGCGAGCUUGCCUUCCAAGCAAAAGAUGCCGCAUCAAACUGUCUCUCAAUUUUUUUGAACUCAUCCGAAUACAGAGCUGCCCUUCGCUACGCCGUCCAUGACAGUCUUGUCACGGCUGCGUUUUCCGGCCUAUUUCUUUUGAAAAUGGCCAGUCUAUUCCCCUCUGAACUGGAUCUGGGAGCAAUCACUGGCCAAGUUGAGCAAUUGGCUCAGCUUCUGUCGGACGUUGCGGCUGAGAGGUACGCCCUAACUUUGAGGAUCAUGUUAGCCAACCUCCGCCGCAAAGUAGGUAUGGGAAGUGGAAUCAACACUCCGAUACCUACCAUGCCACCCCCAUCCUUUGCAGAAAACAUGAUUAUUCCCCAAACAUAUCUUGAUCCCGGAAUGCCACCCCCGUUUACCAUGGAAGAACUUGGGUUUGCUUGGCCAGGCAAUCAAGGAAUCUUUAACCCAUCAACCAUUCCUAUCUGGCUCCAAGAACAGAGCUUGGCGGACCUUGGGCUUCCCGCAAAUGGCUCUGAUGGGAUCUUUCUGCAGAUGGGAGGCGCCAACGGAUGGACAGGAGACUUUCCCUCUAUGCCGGAAGCGUGGUAG